Racocetra fulgida is the source of this 221-nucleotide messenger RNA. NCBI's taxonomy places the organism in Eukaryota, Fungi, Glomeromycota, Glomeromycetes, Diversisporales, Gigasporaceae. The record is from the annotation of a GenBank genome assembly.
AUAUGAUACAAGAAUUACUACAAGACAAAAUUGAAAAAGAAGAAAUGCUACAAGUAGAACCUAUAGAAGAAGUUAUUAUAACACAAGAAAAGGCUGCUAAAAAACAAAAAGUUAAUAUGUCAUUAAAUGUUGAAGCAUCACCUGAUUUGUCACAUCUGUUUUUGGCUGCUAAUAUUAUAAAACAAUUACAAUUAUUACAAUCAUCACAAUCACUUUCUGCA